GAGUGUGAAAUAUGCGACAAUUGCCGGCAUUGUGUGUAUUGUGUGUUGUGUUUCGUUAUCACUGAUUGUUUGAUACAUUGAUUUGCAUUUAAUUAACUGAUUUGACAAUAAUUAGUGACAAAUGAGUCAAAUAUCGUUAAGAGAUGUCAACAAAUGUGUGUCUGAAUCAAAAUCAAAGACAAAGAGUGAUUUGGAGCGAUGUUUACGAGGACUUAAUUUCGGUAAACUAUAUCUGAAGAACAAUGAUUUGGACACAGCUUUAAAAUAUGCCAACUCUUAUUUGAGUGUACGGCCCAACUCUAGUGAAGGACACAAACUAUUGGCACAAAUCUUUGAGGCCAUCGGUGACAAUGAAAAGGCACUCAUCAACUAUAGGAAAGCUUUAGAUCUUAAGAAAAAUGCUGAUAAUUAUCUACCAAUGAAUCACUUGACUGCCAAUGAUUCUUCAAUAGUGAUAAACAACAAAAGUGUUGACAACUAUUUCAAUACUAGUGUUACGACCACUCCUGAGAAGAGACAAAAUGAAUCAAAUGGUCACUCGUGUGGUGUUUGUACCAAUCAAUCACUUCUCAAUCAAAUGGCUAAACAACACGAAUCACUCAUUGAAUCAAAUAAACUGCUUAUGAAUUUAUUACAACAAAAUGAAAACAAAGUCAAUGAUAUUCAAAAACAAUUGGUCGGAAUAAAUGAAGUGAUAAUAAAAUUGACAGAUUCCCAAAAUUCAUUGAAAGAUACUAUUUAUGAAUACAUGAUUCAAGAAAACAAUGAAAACGAUGACGAAUAUGAUGACUAUAUAUCAGAUAAAGAGAAUGAAGUAAUAGAUUCGAGUUCUUUGUUGACAUCAAAUACCAGUCAAAUGGCAGAUCAAUGGCAAAGUCCUUCAUUUACUUUAAACUCAAGUUCUAAUAAUAAUAAGCCACUAUCAGAGUUGUUCAAACCAGCAACUGAUUCGUGGCAAUGCGAGGCAUGUUAUGUCCAAAACAAUGGCUCUUCUAUUAAAUGUAUUUCAUGUGAAACACUUAAACCCGGAUCUACUUUACCUAAAUCAACGCCAGAGCUUAAGACUAAUGUAUUUCAGUUACCGAAUGCACAGACUUUUGCAUUCAAGCCUUCAUUCACAAGCAGUACUACAAAUACUUUUAAAUUUAUGGAUUCAAGUGUGAGUUCAGUUAAUCCAAUCCAAUCAUCCAAUACUACAUUAUUUUCUAAUUUUUCAUUUGGAAAUACCACACAAACAAUAAGUACCGGUAAUUCAAAUUUUCCGUUUCAAUUAUCCAAUACUUUUGGUCAACAAAAUACUUUGAAAGAUAAUAAUACUGUUUCAUCGAAUUUAAAUGAUAACAAACCCGAUUCGUUUGGGUUUAGUUUGAGUCCUAGUUUUAGCUUUAAGUUAACUAAUGCUCAAAAAGAUGACAAAAUUGAGAAUCAAAUGACACCAGUCGUUAAUGAAGAAGAUAAUAGCUAUUCAGAGGUGGAGCCAUCAAAUGCUGAUAAUAUAUAUUUCCAACCCGUUGUACCACUUCCUCCAAAAGUUGAUAUCAAAACUGGAGAAGAAGAUGAAAAUAUUCUUUAUACGAGUCGUACUAAACUGUUUUGUUUUUGUGAUAAUGAAUGGAAAGAGCGUGGAAUCGGAGACAUAAAGAUUUUGCAGAAAAAACAAUUGAAUGGAAUUAGACUUCUUAUGAGACGCGAUACUGUUCUUAAGGUUUGUCUCAAUCAAUCCAUUAAUAAAGAGAUGGAAUUUGAUUUAAAAAGUGAUAAGAAAUCUAUUACUUGGACUGCUAUUGAUUAUAGUGAAGAGACACCAAAUCCUCAAUUAUUUUUAUUACGUUUUAAAAAUUCUGAAAUUACUGAACAGUUUCUUCAGGCAUUCAAAAAUGCAAAGACAUUGCUUAGCCAUUCAAUAUCUAGUGAUAACAAAUCUAUCAAUAAUUUCAAUCAUAAUGAAAAUGUUAAACAGUUAACCGUUAAUAACUUGUCGGACAGUCAAUUAUCACAAAACAAAGACAUUGAAAUUAUUUAUAUACGAAAACCUCAAAAUGCAGAGAUUAUAAGGAAAGUUAAUGAAUUGAAACUUCCGAUUAAUUUUUAUGAUUACGAAAAUCUUGCCGAUUGUCCGGGUUGUAGAGGUUGUCGAGAUAAUGAUACUUUGAGUGAAACCAGAUCUAAACAAAUUAAUGAUCUAAAGUUUGAUGGCUUACAAUUGACUUCAGACAAUCUCUUUAGUUCAACACUUUCUUCGACUAAUGUUAUUCCAACCGAUUGGAAGAUCUGUAGUCCUCAGCAACAAACGUGGAUCACAUCAACUCCUGUCCCUCUCUUCUCAAAUAAUGAUAUUAAUGCUGAGGAUAACGAAGUGGCUAACAAUCCGGAUAUUUAUUUUAAACCAAUAAUUCCUUUGCCUGAUUUGGUCGAAGUUCAGACUGGAGAAGAAGAUGAAGAGCAAAUUUAUUGUCAAAGAGCUAAACUCUAUCGAUUUGAUCCAAAUCUUAAAGAAUGGAAAGAACGAGGAAUUGGUGACUUAAAGAUAUUAAAACAUAAUACUAAAAAUCGAUAUCGAAUUAUUCUUAGAAGAGAUCAAAUUCUUAAGAUUGCGUGUAAUCAUUACAUUACAGCGGAUAUGACAUUAAAGCCAAUGAAUACAAGUGAAACAUCAAUGUGUUGGUAUGCCAUGGAUUAUAGUGAUGGUCAACCUGAACAACACCAGUUUGCAAUCAAACUUAAAAACAAAGAGUUAAUCACACAAUUCGUUAAAGUAUUUAAUGAAUGCAAAAAUAAUUUGCAAAAUGAUGGGACAGUUAGCUUUAGCUCAGACAAUGAAAACAAUACUACUGCUGAAGAUUAAUGCGAUUCAAGUUUUUACGGAUUGUUUGAUAUUUCAAUUGAUUUUUGUUUUCAAUUUUAAUUUUGUAUA
Messenger RNA from Oppia nitens, 2914 nucleotides. RefSeq names its product E3 SUMO-protein ligase RanBP2-like. Gene Ontology annotation, molecular function: GTPase activator activity; protein binding. The record is from RefSeq and is a predicted model, not a curated record. The coding region runs from base 122 to 2845 and encodes 907 amino acids. Gene Ontology annotation, biological process: intracellular transport. The transcript has 10 exons. NCBI's taxonomy places the organism in Eukaryota, Metazoa, Arthropoda, Arachnida, Sarcoptiformes, Oppiidae. Gene Ontology annotation, cellular component: nuclear pore; cytoplasm.